This is a messenger RNA of Mauremys reevesii (Reeves's turtle), 1747 nucleotides long. Its product is annotated as syntaxin-binding protein 2-like. Gene Ontology annotation, cellular component: secretory granule; plasma membrane. Gene Ontology annotation, molecular function: syntaxin-3 binding. Gene Ontology annotation, biological process: neurotransmitter secretion; vesicle-mediated transport; intracellular protein transport. NCBI's taxonomy places the organism in Eukaryota, Metazoa, Chordata, Testudines, Geoemydidae. The transcript has 16 exons. The coding region runs from base 299 to 1645 and encodes 448 amino acids. The record is from RefSeq and is a predicted model, not a curated record.
CAGCACAGCAGCCAGCAAACAGCUGUAAACAGGGGAGUUUCACUGGGAGUUUACAGGGGGAGUUUUCAGGGGAGACCUAGACCGUGGCAGAAGAACCAACAGGACUGUACCAUAUUUUCCCGCCACUAAAGACAGGAAGGGACUGAGCUCCCAGCCGAGUGGCGCAGUCCAUCCCAGUGACUGUGUGCGUGGCUCAGGCCUGCCCAGCACGUUCUGCCCGAAGUGACGAGCGAGGGAAGGAGAUUCCAUCGAACCCGCUCCAGCUCCUGGACUCGAGUGGACGUGACAGGAGGUGAAGAUGGCUCCAUCCGGGUUGAAGGCAGUGGUGCGUGAGAAGAUCUUCAGCGUUGUCUUUCGCAGCGUGAAGAAGGAAGGAGAAUGGAAGGUGCUGAUCAUGGACCACCCGAGCACGCGCAUCCUCUCGUCGUGCUGCAAGAUGUCCGACAUCGUGGACGAAGGCAUCACACCUGUGGAAGAUAUUGAUAAGUGCCGGGAGCCAAUCCCCAGCCUGGAGGCCAUCUACCUGCUCAGCCCUGUGGAGAAGUCGGUGCAGGCUCUGAUCAGUGACUUCCAGGGCACCCCCACCUUCAACUACAAGGCGGCUCACGUCUUCUUCAUCAGCCCCUGUCCUGAGCCUCUGGUCAAGAAGCUGAGGAAGUCACGGGUCACCAAGGCCAUCAAAACCCUCAAAGAGAUCAACGUGGCCUUCCUGCCCUACGAGAGCCAGGUGUACUCCCUGGACAGGCCACAGACCUUCCACAUCUGGUUCAACCCCUACCGCGCCUUGGAAAAGAACAAGGAGCAGGAAAUGUUGGCAGAGCAGAUUGCCAUGUUGUGUGAAACCCUGGAGGAGUAUCCAGCCAUCCGCUACCGGAAGGACCAUGAAGAGAACUUCCACCUGGCUCGCGCUGUGCUGGCCAAACUCAAGGUGUUCAAGGAAUACGAGCCCAGCAUGGGAGAGGGCCCCGACAAAGCCCGCUCUCAGCUGCUGAUUGUGGACCGGAGCUUCGACCUGGUGUCCCCACUGCUGCACGAGCUCAGCUACCAGGCCAUGGCCUACGGCCUGCUCAGCAUUGAGAACGACACCUACAAGUACGAGACGACGGGGACCAGCGACUCGCAGGAGAAGGAGGCGCUGCUGGAUGAAGAUGACGAACUCUGGGUGCAGCUACGCCACAUGCACAUCGCUGACGUCUCCAAGAAGGUGACGGAGCUGCUGCACACCUUCUCUGAGAGCAAGAGGCUGACCACGGACAAGGCCAACAUCAAGGACCUGUCCCAGAUGCUGAAGAAGAUGCCCGAGUACCUGAAAGAGCUGAACAAGUACUCCACACACCUGAACCUGGCUGAGCACUGCAUGCGGCACUUCAAAGGAUCGGUGGAGAACCUGUGCAGCGUGGAGCAGGACCUGGCCAUGGGGACGGACAGGGAUGGGGAGAUGAUCGAGGACCCCAUGGAGAUCAUCAUGCCCGUCCUGCUGGACCCCAGCGUGCAGGCCUAUGACAAGAUCCGUGUCAUCCUGCUCUUCAUCUUCCUGAAGAACGGUAACACCACAGGCCUGCAGGGGGCAGCACUGGGGGGCCUGCUGCUGCAGGGGACGCCCCUGGAGGCAGUGCCCAGUCUGUGCGGCCAGGGGCGGCUCUAAGAAUUUGGCCGCCCCAAGCAGGGCGGCACGCAGCAGGGGGCGCACUGCCGGGCGCCGGUCCCACGGCUCCUGGUGUUCUCUUGCAGUCAUGCCUGCGGGGGG